CUUGGAUGAUGUUUGGGUUCCGUCGAGGAUUCCCAUUCCAUUCUUGCUGAAUUCGGGGUCGUUGACGCAACCAGAGCAUUUAGGAAGCUGAUGCUUUCGCACGAAGCCGUUCAUUAAAUUUAAAACAAAUGGCGCGCAUAAUUAUAGCGUAUUACACUGCCGCGCUCUUGCUCAAUGCUCUCCUCCUAAGUAUCAAGAUGUGUUUUUAUGGCCAAAGAGUCCACAAAAAUAUCGUAUCAAAUGAUAAAUUUGGUUUCAAGUAAUUUUUAUGUAUGCUUUUAAAAUUAUUUUUAGAUCAGCUGUUUUUAUGCGUGUUGGAUAACACAAAAAUAAGUCGAAAAGAAGGUAACUUUUUCCAACACUAGGCCCAAUUACAAUUUGUUCAUCAAAAUGAGUGAAAUGACGUUAAACAAUUUAUCCCAGGAAGGAUCUGCGCCUGAGAACAGCUCGAUAAUGUUCGGUAAUCUAAGCAGUGACUCAGAAGAUGACGUGGAUGAAGUAAAAGACCACCAACUAUUGUUGAAGCUUCUGAGAACUUUUCAGGCUAAAAGCAAAAGUAAUGCUACGACUAUCAAGGAUCUGGGAGGAAAAUUAUUCGAAGCUGAAUCACAGCUAUUGAUUCAUAAGGAAAAGGCACAAUUCUUUGAUGAGAAGUGCAGGGACAAAGGUGAUCUGAUAGCGACGUUGAAAGCGUCAAUACAAAUAAACAAUGAAAUGACUACGAGAAACGCUGCUGCGCACGAUAUGAACAUAAAAUUAAUGCAAAAUCGAAUUACUGAGCUUCAAAAUGCUCUUGACACCCAAGCUAAAGAUGAUCAACCAAAUUCUGGAACUAUCCAUGACACACAAUUGGAGAAGUUCCAAGAACAGAUUGCCGAUUAUAAACGCAUCAUUGAGUUAAACGAGUCUACAAUAUGCCAACUGAAAGAAAAAGUGACUGCAUUAGAGACCAAUGUCAAGCUAGAUGCAACCAUUAUCGAAAACAAGAAUCAGGAACUCGCCCAAGUAACUAACAGUAUAAGUACGGCCGAGUCUACAAUAUUAAAACUGAAAAAGGAAGUGACUGCGUUAGAGACCACAGCCCAGUUAGCUGAAAUCAACAUCAAACAGAAGGAUGAGUAAUCCGAGAAUAUAUCCUCGUGUAGAGGGUACAAAAUUACAAAUCUAGUGUCCACUAAAUUAAUUGAAAUUACUGGCUUCGCACCCUUUGCCGCCCCAUUUAAGGAUAUUCCAUGUAUAAAUGGCAA
Messenger RNA from Drosophila persimilis, 1247 nucleotides. RefSeq lists its product as uncharacterized. Lineage: Eukaryota; Metazoa; Arthropoda; Insecta; Diptera; Drosophilidae. The record is from RefSeq and is a predicted model, not a curated record. The coding region runs from base 391 to 1122 and encodes 243 amino acids. The transcript is spliced from 2 exons.